AUGGAAGAACCUAAAUGUGACAUUUUAUAUGAACAUAUGAAUUGUGAAAAAAAAAUUAAAUUAAUAAAUAUAGCAAAGGAAAUAUAUAAUAGUAUAAAUAAUAAUAAAAUAAAUUCUUGGAGAAGUGCAACAAUAGCUUUAAGAGAUAAAAUAAAAGAUAUUUUUGAUUUUAAUGAAAAAGGGUGGCACAUUAUUAUAGGAUAUAAGUUUGGCUUUUUUUGUACUCAUGAAAUAUAUAAUGCUUUGCAUUUUAAAUUAGAUCAUAUAGAGUUUUUAAUAUUUAAACAUGGAUAA
Plasmodium gallinaceum is the source of this 294-nucleotide messenger RNA. Its product is annotated as dynein light chain, putative. The transcript has a single exon. Bases 1 to 294 code for a protein of 97 amino acids. Gene Ontology annotation, cellular component: dynein complex. The record is from RefSeq and is a predicted model, not a curated record. Gene Ontology annotation, biological process: microtubule-based process. Lineage: Eukaryota; Apicomplexa; Aconoidasida; Haemosporida; Plasmodiidae.